Candida dubliniensis CD36 is the source of this 918-nucleotide messenger RNA. RefSeq lists its product as uncharacterized. NCBI's taxonomy places the organism in Eukaryota, Fungi, Ascomycota, Pichiomycetes, Serinales, Debaryomycetaceae. Bases 1 to 918 code for a protein of 305 amino acids. The record is from RefSeq and is a predicted model, not a curated record. Gene Ontology annotation, molecular function: 8-oxo-dGDP phosphatase activity. The transcript has a single exon.
AUGACAUUGUCUUUGAUAGAUGUUAUAAAUGAAGUUGAUUCUUUUCGAUUUAACAAUGCUUACUACAAAUUGUUAACUCACGACUCUAGUGCAGUUUUGGGGUACAUUGCACCUUUUGUUGCGCAGUUCUUUCAGCACACUCCAUCAUUUGAAUUUGAUGGCGAUGCCAAGACCAUAAAGAUAGGAAGCGAAUAUGAUUCCUUUGAGAAACGGAAUGCCCUUUUCCAAAAUGUUGGUAAUCAAUGGAGACAGCAUCCUGAGUUUCACGAAUUGCUUGACAAAGGCUGGAGAAAUGAGUUGUACACUGUCUAUAACCCGAGCAGUGUCCCGUACGUGUUAAUUGAACGUGCAUUCUCGGUUUUAUUGGGGGUGGUGACGUAUGGUGUACAUAUAAAUGGAUAUGUACCUCCAGAGAAUUCAUCAAAUGGGAAAUUGAAAUUCUGGGUUCCUCGAAGAUCAGCAACAAAACCAACUUAUCCAGGAAAAUUGGACAAUACCGUUGCAGGUGGAUUGGGAUAUCCCUAUGGUUUGAAUGAAACAGUCAUUAAGGAAUGCUUUGAGGAAGCAGGAUUGAAGGAGGAAUUUGUAAAGUCGCAUAUUACCAGUACUGGUGUUGUAUCAUACAUGUAUUUGACAAAAGAUGGAAGAGUACAGCCAGAGGUAGAGUAUACUUAUGAUCUCAAAUUUGACAAUGAAGAAAAUAUUAUCAAACCGCAAGAUGGGGAAGCUGAAGAUUUUCAGCUUUUGGAAGUCGAUCAGGUAUUGGAAAAGCUUCAUAAUAAGGAGUUUAAACCAAAUUGUGGGUUGAUAAUAGUCGAUUUUUUGAUUAGGCAUGGGUAUAUUACCCCAGAGAAUGAGCCAAAUUAUUUAGAAAUCGUAUCUAGAUGUCAUGUUUCAAUGCCAUUUGCUUGUAGGUAG